GGGUGCUGUCGGAGCAAAUUGGCGCCAUUUUGAAGCUAGGAGGGGGAAGAGAGCUGCGGGAGAGAGGAUACAAUUCAUUGCAAUUCAUAAAAACAAGGAGUACUGAGCUGGGAGAAUGGCUCUCUCUAAGUCUCGAGCGGCCGAUGGGAAGAUCACCUACCCUCCGGGGGUCAAGGAGAUCUCCAGCAACAUCUCCAAGGAGGAGAUGGUCCGCCGACUCAAGAUGGUGGUGAAAACGUUCAUGGACAUGGACCAGGACAGUGAGGAGGAGAAGGAGUUGUACCUGAACCUGGCACUCCAUCUGGCGUCGGACUUCUUCCUGAAGCACCCUGACAAGGACGUACGCCUCCUAGUGGCCUGCUGCCUUGCCGACAUCUUCAGGAUCUACGCACCAGAGGCCCCCUACACAUCACCUGAUAAACUGAAGGAUAUAUUCAUGUUCAUCACUCGUCAGCUGAAAGGACUGGAGGACACCAAGAGUGCUCAGUUCAACAGAUACUUCUACCUGCUGGAGAACAUAGCGUGGGUGAAGUCCUAUAACAUCUGCUUUGAGCUGGAGGACAGCAAUGAGAUCUUUACUCAGCUCUACAGGACCCUGUUCCAGGUCAUCAACAACGGACACAACCAAAAGGUGCACAUGCACAUGGUGGAUCUGAUGAGUUCUAUCGUCUGUGAGGGAGACAGCGUGUCACAGGAACUACUGGACACUGUGCUGGUCAACCUGGUGCCCGCACACAAGAACCUGAAUAAGCAGGCCUAUGACCUGGCCAAAGCUCUGCUGAAGAGAACAGCUCAGGCAAUAGAGCCCUACAUCACUAAUUUCUUCAACCUGGUGUUGAUGUUGGGGAAGACGUCAGUCAGUGAUCUGUCAGAACACGUGUUUGACCUGAUCUUGGAGCUCUACAACAUCGACAGCCAUCUACUGCUGUCUGUACUGCCACAGCUAGAGUUUAAACUGAAGAGUAAUGAUAAUGAUGAGCGUCUCCAGGUAGUCAAGCUGUUAGCUAAGAUGUUUGGAGCUAAAGACUCUGAGCUGGCAGCACAGAACAAACCCCUGUGGCAGUGUUACCUGGGCAGGUUCAAUGAUAUCCACGUGCCCAUCAGACUGGAGUGUGUCAAGUUUGCUUCCCACUGCCUCAUGAACCACCCAGACCUGGCCAAGGACCUCACAGAAUUCCUGAAGGUCAGGUCACAUGACCCAGAGGAGGCCAUCCGUCAUGACGUCAUCGUCUCCAUAGUAACUGCAGCCAAAAAGGACCUGGCUCUGGUCAACGACGCCCUGCUGAACUUUGUCAAGGAGAGGACACUGGACAAGAGGUGGCGUGUGCGUAAGGAGGCCAUGAUGGGUCUGGCUCAGAUCUAUAAGAAGUACUCUCUCCAGGGAGAGGGGGGCAAGGAGGCAGCCAAUCAGAUCUCCUGGAUCAAAGAUAAACUACUACAUAUCUACUACCAGAACAGCAUCGACGACAGGUUGUUGGUAGAGCGUAUCUUUGCCCAGUACAUGGUACCUCACAACCUGGAGACCACGGAAAGGAUGAAGUGUUUGUACUAUCUCUAUGCUACCCUGGACACUAACGCUGUCAAGGCUCUGAAUGAGAUGUGGAAGUGUCAGAACAUGUUGAGACACCACGUCAAAGAUCUCCUGGACCUGGUCAAACAGCCCAAGUCUGAUGCGGGUAGCAAGGCUGUGUUUGCCAAGGUUAUGGUGAUUACGAGGAACCUUCCAGACCCUGGCAAGGCCCAGGACUUUGUGAAGAAGCUAGCCCAGGUUCUGGAGGAUGAUGAGCGGAUUAGAAACCAACUAGAGACCCUGGUCUCACCGGCCUGCUCCUGCAAACAGGCCCAAGUCUGUGUGAGAGACAUCACUAAGAAGCUAGGCAGUCCUAAACAGCCCAGUAACCCCUUCUUAGAGAUGGUCAAGUUCCUUCUGGAAAGAAUCGCUCCUGUACACAUCGACACAGAGUCUAUCAGUGCUCUGGUAAAGCAGGUGAACAAGUCGAUAGAUGGAACAGCUGAUGAUGAUGAUGAGGGAGUUCCUACUGAACAGGCCAUCAGGGCAGGACUGGAGCUACUCAAGGUCCUGUCGUUCACCCACCCGGUGUCCUUCCACUCUGCGGAGACGUUUGAGUCCCUGCUGGGCUGUCUGAAGAUGGAUGAUGAGAAGGUGGCCGAGGCUGCGCUGCAGAUCUUUAAAAACACAGGCAGCAAGAUGGAGGAGAGCUUCCCUCACAUCAAGUCUGUUCUGCUGCCUGUACUGCAGACCAAAGCUAAGAGAGGACCCCCUCGUCAGGCCAAGUAUGCCAUCCACUGUAUCCACGCCAUGUUCACACACAGAGACACACACUUCGCUCAGAUCUUCGAGCCGCUGCAUAAAGGCUUGGACCUUGAGGACCUGGAUCAGCUGAUAACGCCUCUCACCACUCUGGGUCACCUGGCUCUGCUGGCCCCAGAACAGUUUGCCGCUCCACUCAAAUCACUGGUGGCCAACUUCAUAGUCAAGGACCUGCUCAUGAGCGACAGGAUCCCAGGUAAGAAGACAACCAAGCUGUGGGUCCCUGAUGAUGAGGUGUCUUCUGAAACCCUGGCCAAGAUCCAGGGUAUCAAGUUGAUGGUGAGGUGGUUGUUGGGAGUGAAGAACACCCUGUCUAAGUCUGGUAACUCCACUCUGAGGAUGCUGACUGCUAUACUGCACAGUGAUGGAGACCUGACGGAGCAGGGCAAGAUGGGUAAACCAGACAUGUCCAGGUUGAGGCUGGCAGCAGCUUGUGCCCUCCUGAAACUGGCUCAGGAGCCCUGCUACCAUGAGAUCAUCACCCUAGAGCAGUACCAGCUCUGUGCCCUGGUCAUCAACGAUGAGUGUUACCAGGUGCGCCAGGGCUUUGCCCAGAAGCUCCAUAAGGGUCUGUGCCGCCUGCGUCUGCCCCUGGAGUACCUGGCGGUGUUUGCUCUGUGUGCCAAGGACCCUGUGAAGGAGAGGCGGGCACACGCCAGGCAGUGUCUGGUGAAGAACAUUACAAUCAGGAGAGAGUACCUUAAACAACACGCUGCUGUCAGCGAGAAGUUGUUCUCCCUCCUCCCCGAGUAUGUGGUCCCCUAUGCCAUCCACCUGCUGGUCCACGACCCAGACUACAUCAAGGUCCAGGACAUAGAACAACUCAAAGACAUCAAGGAGUCUCUGUGGUUCAUCCUGGAGAUCAUCAUGUCUAAGAAUGAGAACAACAGCCAUGCCUUCAUCAGGAAGAUGGUGGAGAACAUCAAACAGACCAAGGACGCACAAGCUCCCACCGACACCAAGACCAACGAGAAGCUGUACACGGUGUGUGACGUAGCCAUGAACAUCAUAAUCUCUAAGAGCACCACGUACAGUCUGGAGUCUCCCAAAGACCCUGUCCUGCCCACACGUUACUUCACCAAGCCUGACAAGAAUUUCAGCAACACAAAGAACUAUCUCCCUCCAGAGAUGAAGUCCUUCUUCACACCUGGAAAGCCUAAGGCAGCUAAUGUGUUAGGAGCGGUGAACAAGCCCCUGUCCUCAGCAGGCAAACCCAUCCAGAGUAAAGCCUCACGCAUGGAGACGGCUAGCAACGAUGAUAGCACCUCUAACCCCAGCUCUCCUCAACGCACCAAGACCAGACAUGACAGUGCAGAGGACCACAGUGAGAAUGAAGACGUCAUCAUGAAGAAAGGCGACACCCCUGAUACAAAGGACAAACCCCAGGGACGCAAGCGAGGCGCCGCCUCCAGUAACCUUGACGACAACCCUUCUCCCAAACCCAAGCGUGGCCGCAAGAAGGCAGCAGCAGUCGACCCCGAGGACCAAUGGGGCGAGGACUCCCGACUCGGCGACGCCCAGACGGAAGACGAGCAGAACAGCCCGCCCAAAAAAGGGCGUAGGGGGCGAUCCACGAAGGCUGCGGCAGCCAAUCAGGAAACCCCAGCUAAAGGAAGAGGGCGGGGCCGGAAGAAGGCAACUCCUCCCCCUGAAGAGGAGGAGGAGGAGGGAGGAGAGGAGGUGGAAGAAGAGGAGGAGGAGGAAGAGGAGGAGAAUAUGGAGGUGAAGACUAAGGGAGGAAGACCAGCGCGGGCGGCAAAGAGAGCAACACAGAGUUCUGAGUCUGCUGAGUCCACCCCAGUGAAGAAGAGAGGACGACCGGCCAAGGCCGCAGCACAGCCUGCCAAGAAACAACCAGCGCGUGGCCGUGGUAAGGCGGCAGCAGCAGCCAAAGAGGAGUCGGAUGAGGAAAUUGAGACACCGCUUGAGGAAGAGGAGGAGGAGCAGGAGGAAGAGGAGAAGGAGGAAGAACAGACCACUCCUAAAGGUCGACGGAAGACCGGAGGAAGAAAAAGAUGAACGGAGGACGAGAGAAAGAGAGGGAGCGAAGGAUGGAAGGAGAGAGCGAAGGAUGGGAGGGAUGGAGAUUAGACUUUUCUGAACUUUUCAUAUGCUGACGCUCCUACCGUUACACACGCUUACACACACACACACACACACACACACUCUGAUAACAUCAGUAUCAUUAACCGUAAGUUGUUUUGUGAUGCAUUGUGAUAUUGUUCGCCACAUCUGUCGAGAGAGAGAGAGAGAGAGAGAUCUCAACUGAUGAAUAUCCCAUGAGGUGUAAAUAGUAUCUUUCAUGUCUGUGUUAUGGUUGGUUGGUUGCUUGUUUUUGUUUUGUUGAUGGACUGACUGGGUGCUGUUGUAUAGCUUUUAGCUCCUGUCUGUCGCCAAUGGCACCCUAUUCCCUAUAUAGUGCCCUACUUUGGUCUCUGGUCAAAGGUAGUGCACUAUAUAGGGAAUAGGGUGUUAUUUUGGCCGCACCCCCCUGGUCUGAAAGUGCGCUACUUGUUUUACCGUCAAAAUUAAAUGAGUUUUAAAUAAGGCCUUUCAGCAAUACUUUCUUUUUGUCAUGUUCCCCUCUGUGUCUCUCAACUGAACCCUUACAUCAACUGAACCGUUACGUUAGAUUACCCUUACAUUGACUUUUUUACUCUUUGGUGAAGUCAAUCAUGUAAUUUUUUCCUUUGUAGUUUUUUUUUUAACAAAAAAAAAAAAAGUCAAUUGGUUUGUUUACAGCAUUGUAUAUUCACGCCUUGUUGAGUUGUCGUUUUUGUUUUUUUUAAACCCUCUGGGAGAAAAUUCCAGAAAACUGUGUCGGAAUGUUGAAUGUUGAAUUUCUAUUAUAAAUCAAUAAAGUUUUAGUGUUCGUUCCAUUUGA
This is a messenger RNA of Coregonus clupeaformis (lake whitefish), 5216 nucleotides long. Its product is annotated as sister chromatid cohesion protein PDS5 homolog B-like. NCBI's taxonomy places the organism in Eukaryota, Metazoa, Chordata, Actinopteri, Salmoniformes, Salmonidae. The transcript is spliced from 35 exons. The record is from RefSeq and is a predicted model, not a curated record. Bases 116 to 4351 code for a protein of 1411 amino acids. Gene Ontology annotation, molecular function: DNA binding. Gene Ontology annotation, biological process: DNA repair; mitotic sister chromatid cohesion. Gene Ontology annotation, cellular component: chromatin; nucleus.